Messenger RNA from Diorhabda sublineata, 1324 nucleotides. RefSeq names its product tetratricopeptide repeat protein 19 homolog, mitochondrial (gene Ttc19). The record is from RefSeq and is a predicted model, not a curated record. Gene Ontology annotation, biological process: mitochondrial respiratory chain complex III assembly. Gene Ontology annotation, cellular component: mitochondrial inner membrane. Lineage: Eukaryota; Metazoa; Arthropoda; Insecta; Coleoptera; Chrysomelidae. The coding region runs from base 186 to 1229 and encodes 347 amino acids. The transcript has 2 exons. Gene Ontology annotation, molecular function: protein binding.
GAAGAACGAAUUUUAUAUUUUUAUAAUACGUAUAUUUUACAAAGAAAUUGAAAAUAAAAAGAUAAUUACCAAAACAAUUUUUAUAAAAUCUCAACGUUUUCUACCAUAUUUACAUCUUGACAAUUCCGACAAAUUGACAGAUGUUUAUAUUUUUUUUUGAAGUUGACUAAAAUUAAAGUUCAACUAUGAAUAGACUGUCGAGACUUUUCAGUUUAAAAAACUUUAUUAAAUUGAAUAAAUUCAGAACAAGCACAGUUAAUAAUUCAAGUUUCAAUGCGUGUCGAAAAUUAUAUACAAAUCCGCAGUACGUACAUAACCUUAGAAAUUCAAACUUCAAUGGUAAAAUUCUAUUAGCGUUAAAUAUAUUAACAUGGUUGGGGUUUACCAAAGAUGACGAAAAUAAGGAAUCAGAAUUAAUAAUGACUUUAAAGAGAGCCGUGUUGUGUAUGCAGAGAGAACAAUAUGAAAAAGCCGAACAGAUGUUACAUUUAGCUUUACGAAUAGCUCAACAGCAGCAGAACCAACAAGGUGUAGUCUACUGCUACGAUUUGAUGGCGAAUUUGGCAUUUGAUCAAAACGAUUUAGUCAAAGCGAAUAAAUUAUUCAAAUCUGUCUUACAAAUUCUACUCGCAAAUGGAAUGCCUGAUGAUGAUAUUAAAGUGAUCCACAUCAGUUUAAAACUAGCUAGGAUUUGUCAAUUAGCGGCCGAAUUAAAAGAAGCUGAAAUCGGUUAUACAUGGUGCUUACAACAAAUUGAUAAAAAAAGAAGUGAUAAUAUCCAUGCAAGUAUUCUUUAUGGUGUAAUAAACGAUUGGUAUGCCCAAUUUUUAUUAGAUAAAGGUGAAGUAAAUAAAGCAUUAGAACGAUUACAGGAGGCUUAUAGAAUAUGUAGCGAAUUGAUUGGGAAGAAUACUCAACAGGCAGUAUUAUUAUUGAAUGAUUUAGGGACGACAAGUUUUAGAGCUGAAGAUAUGGUAAACGCAGAAAAAUAUUUAAAAGAAGCCGUCAAUAUAGGGAGCACUCUAGAUGAUAAGUCACAUUUAGGGGUUGUUCAGGCGAAUUUAGGUUUGAUUUUGUUGGAAAAGGGAGUCAUAGAUUUAGCUGAAAAGAAUUGUAAGGAAGCAUGGCACUUAGGAAGAAAACACGAAAACGAAGAAUCUAUACACCAAGCGAGUUAUUGUUUAGAUCAAAUAAAAAUGAAUCUUGAAGAAAGACUAAAAUCCAAAUGAUUUUUUUUAAACAAUAUUUUGCUAGUUACAUGUGGAUAUUAAUUUAUUUUUUAUAAAAAUGGAUAGAAAAUUAAAAAAAAUAUAUAUAAGGGUAA